AUGCCACAAAAAAUUUCUUAUUUGGGAUUUAGGCAUACCUCUUCCGGUGGGCAGCGGAAACAGCUCGUCCACGGUUGCCGGAAUCCGCCAAUGAGCCAGCUGGAGUGGGUGGAGGAGUUGCAAAGGAAGAAUGGUGAUGGCAUUGUGGUUAAGGGCCGAGCUUAUGGAAUCCGAAGUAUUCGGGUAGAUGGAAACGAUGCUCUUGCCGUUUAUAGCGCAAUUCUCAGAGCUUCUGAAAUAGCCAUAACUGAGCAGAGACCUAUACUAGUUGAGGCCCUUACCUAUAGAGUGGGACACAAUUCCACUUCAGAUUAUUCGACAAAGUAUCGAACCGCCGAUGAAAUCGAGUACUGGAAAAUGGCGAGAAACCCUGUUAACAGAUUUAGAAAAUGGGUGGAAAGAAAUGGCUGGUGGAGUGAUGAAGCUGAGACCGAGCUCCGGAGCAGGAGCAGUGUAAAGAAGCAGUUAUUGCAGGCAAUUCAAGUUGCAGAAAAGACAGAAACCUCCAAUUGCUGA
Molecule: messenger RNA, 516 nt
Organism: Morus notabilis
Lineage: Eukaryota; Viridiplantae; Streptophyta; Magnoliopsida; Rosales; Moraceae
Product: 2-oxoisovalerate dehydrogenase subunit alpha 1, mitochondrial
Exons: 4
Coding region: 1-516 (171 amino acids)
Biological process (GO): branched-chain amino acid catabolic process
Molecular function (GO): oxidoreductase activity, acting on the aldehyde or oxo group of donors, disulfide as acceptor
Source: RefSeq, a predicted model, not a curated record